Messenger RNA from Lotus japonicus, 2318 nucleotides. RefSeq names its product rho GTPase-activating protein 5-like. The record is from RefSeq and is a predicted model, not a curated record. Lineage: Eukaryota; Viridiplantae; Streptophyta; Magnoliopsida; Fabales; Fabaceae. Bases 499 to 1968 code for a protein of 489 amino acids. Gene Ontology annotation, biological process: signal transduction. Gene Ontology annotation, molecular function: GTPase activator activity. The transcript has 5 exons.
CCAAGGUAGAUAGUCAUAGGAGUUGAAAAAGCUCUAGUGCUCUACCAAACAGUGUUAUUGCUCUUAACUGCUGUACCUGUACUUGUUUCAAUACAGUUAUUGUGUGUGAGCUGUUGUUACAUUUCACCAUAUCUCUCUUUUUCUUCACAGUUGCAAGCUGUUGUUACAUUUCACCAUACCAGUACACUAAUUGCAGUUGAAUCAAUUCACUUCCUUUUCUUUCCCACCACUUUUCUCCAUCUCUCUCUUCUCAACAGAACCACACUAUGUUCAACACAAACAAUAAACAAAUGAAACUUCAGUUCAUGAUGAUCCUCACGUUCCACAUUGUUCGAGACUACCCUUUUCUUGGAUCCACCUCCAACUACCUCUUUUCUUGAAGAGAUUGACCAUUUCCUCAUCAGAAUCAAAUCUUUUUCUCAUUUUCAAUCAUUUUUUUAUCUUCCAAGAAGAAAGGGUCUUCUUCUUUUUUCUUUUUCUUUGUUUUCAUUGCCAGCCAUGACAGAGGUGCUACAUUCUCCAACACCAACAUCAUCGCCAACCACUCCUUCUUCCUCUGAUGGCGGCAUUCUCAUUCUCAGCCGUCCAGACCAAGAAGAACAACCACCCUCUUCUUCUUCCUCUGCUUCCUCUGUUUCCCCUGCUUCUUGUUCUGUAGCUGAGGCUGUGGAUGGUUUUUCUACGGUCACUGACGGUGACUCAGAGGAGAUCACGGUGGUCACUGACAGAAACCACCACAGGACGCAGCAGGAGCUGUCCCUUUUGGCAAUUCUUGUGACCCUUUUAAGGAAAUCCUUGGUUGCUUGCAAGAGUGAAGGGAGGGAACUCUGUGCCAUGGAAAUUGGUUGGCCCACUAAUGUGCGCCAUGUUGCGCAUGUUACCUUUGAUAGGUUCAAUGGUUUCUUGGGUUUGCCUGUUGAGUUUGAACCUGAAGUCCCCACAAGGCCUCCCAGUGCAAGUGCAACUGUGUUUGGAGUUUCAACAGAAUCAAUGCAGUUAUCAUAUGACACAAGAGGGAACAGUGUGCCAACAAUUUUGUUACAAAUGCAAAGGCACUUGUAUGCCCAAGGAGGGUUGCAGGCAGAGGGGAUUUUCAGAAUUAAUGCAGACAAUACUCAAGAGGAAUAUGUUAGGGAUCAAAUAAAUAGGGGAGUGAUCCCAGAAGGCAUUGAUGUACAUUGUUUGGCAGGACUAAUCAAGGCUUGGUUUAGGGAACUGCCUACAGGUAUUCUGGAUUCUUUAUCACCAGAGCAUGUAAUGCAAUGUCAAAAUGAAGAGGAUUGUGCUGAACUGGCAAGGCAACUACCUCACACUGAAGCUUCCCUUCUUGACUGGGCUAUUAAUCUGAUGGCUGAUGUUGUCCAAGAGGAACAUCUGAGUAAGAUGAAUGCACACAAUAUUGCCAUGGUUUUCGCGCCAAAUAUGACUCAGAUGGCAGACCCUUUGACUGCAUUGAUGUAUGCAGUUCAAGUGAUGAACUUCUUGAAGACACUAAUAUUAAGGACACUGCAGCGAAGAAAGGAUUCUGUGGUAGAACCCUCUCCUAGAUUUGAUUUAGAGCCUUCUGAUGAGAAUGGGGAGGACCAAAGUCCUUUGGGAUCGUACCAGCAAGAUGUUGCCUCAGAAAAUGAAGAGGAAGUGGAAUCCUUUGUUUGGGAGAAAGCUGUAUCAGAAUGUUCCCCUGAACCCUUCCAAAACAAAGAUUCAACUGAAGGAGAACCUGAAAGUUUGAUGAGCUCUUCUGAGAUUCUAGUUUGUGAAGAGGAUUUGUAUUGUCAGUUUCCACCCAAAGGAAAUGUUGGGAUGAGUAAGACUGGUCAAUCAAGUAGUUCAAUUGCUAAAAAGGGCUUCAAGAAAACCAGAGGCCAGCAACCUAUGAUCCAUGGAACAGUGGCUGUUGAGAAAAAAGGUAUUAGCAAUUUGAGCCUCAUAGACUCAAUAUCAGAGAGGAUAGAAGCCUGGCGGUGAAAGAAGCAUCACUGUGCUGUAGUGUAAGAACCGGUUUGGAUGCAAAAUGCAAACCAAAGAGCGCUUAUUGGAGCUUAUCUAGUGUUUUUUUUCCCAGUAGAUAAGCUCCAAUAAGUGCUCUUUGGUGCAUAUCUAAACAAGCUCUAAAUUGUUUCUGUAAUUGUAAGUUUGUUUGGGUCUGAAGCUGCAACUUGGAAUGAUAAGUAUGUGAAAUGGUUCAGUUUUUUGAAUUUCCUUGGUUUGCUGAACUUGUUUUCUUUCAAGAAUGGCACAAACAACUCUACUAACAUUGUAACAAAAUCUUUUCCUGUGUGUUAAGUUGUGUUCUGGUAAUUAUUCCUGGUUGGUCA